Lolium perenne is the source of this 687-nucleotide messenger RNA. Lineage: Eukaryota; Viridiplantae; Streptophyta; Magnoliopsida; Poales; Poaceae. The record is from RefSeq and is a predicted model, not a curated record.
AUGGAACAUUCCACUAAUCAGAAGACCCAAUACAUGCUACAUGGAAAUAUCACAAAAUUAGAAAUAUAUACAUGGCUGGCCGCAUGCCUGUCGGUCCGCGUCCUCGCAGAGGCCACGACCUGCGCCUCGCCCCUGGACCUGGUUCCUUACCGUGGCGUGCUCCCUGCGGGCGUGGGAGUCAACCCAGCAGCCAGGGACUUGUCCCCUGCUCUCCGCGCCGCCGCUGCCCCCGCCACCGUCACCUUGCAGCUCGCUACGCCUGAGUCUGUGCAGGCACCGGCGCCAGCCCCUGCCCACGUCGACAUGCAGGUCGCUGCCCCCGCGCCAGUGCAGGCCCCGGCGCCAGUCCCCGCGCCCAGGAAGCGCGGGCGCCCUGCCAAGGUAGCUGCACCUGUCGCCGCGCCGGCCUCUUCCGUUGCAGCUCCGCCACCGCCGCCCGGUGCUGUGCCUUCGAAGCGCAGCGCCCGUGUGCGUGACAUGGGCGGGCCCCUGUUCGAGUCCGUGCUGGAGCGCGCAGUCCGGCUCAAGGCGAUGAAGGCUGGCGACGGGCACGCAGCUCCGUCCGCCUCCGUCCCUCCGCCAUUCCGCACCGAUGAGAUCGUUGCCAUGGCCCGUGCUUGCCAGCUUCCCGACAAGGACGUCAGCGACCUUCUGUCCGCGGCCGCGGUGCAGGAAGCUGCCCCAUGA